AAGAUUUGAUGGGACCUUUAGUCUGGAAGAACAGCAAGUUGCACUCUUUCUACUAGUUAUGCUCCACAAUGCCUAAACUUGGUCUCUCGAAUAAGGAGUGGUAUGAACGCCUACGUUCCUAUGCCAAGGGAAACUUUGUCUUUGGAAGAGGUCAGAGACCUUCUAAAAUUUCUAAAUGGACAAAGGAAAUAGAAAAGAUAGAGAAAUGUCCAAAAAUGACAGCAAAAGCCGUACGUGACCCUUUGGGUCGAAAGUUGAACUGUACUUGUGGUUACCAUAAGGAGCCAACAAAGCAUACCUCUGACCAGCCUACUCCACCCAGCGUGACACCAACAACAAGUAAAACUUCUACUUUAACAAAAGACAACGCUUCUACUGUGACUAGUACCCCGGCCAGUAACGUGAGUAGUGCCACGCCCAGUGACGUACCUAGUACAAGUAAUUAUUCAUUUCUUGACAUCCCACCAGGACCUUCUGUCGCUUUAGGUAAUCAACCAGCUGAGAAGAGUAAUACACCAUCGUUUAUCAAAAGCGCCACUGAUUUCAGUCUGCGACUCCCCAUCGGGUGGAAGGAGAACAUGGCUCCAGGUGACCAAGCAUGGGUUGGGCGAGCAUUAUUCAUCGCUAAACACAAGCUCCAGACAACUCUUCUCAAUUGGUGGUAUCCACCACAAGUAAAGCAUGAAACAAAGGUAGCAUCUUCGAAUCAGUACUUCCUGCGUCGCCUGUUUCUGUGGAUGCCACGAAAGAUGUGGGGUGUCGAUUUUAUUUGCCCGAACUGCAAGCAAAAGCGUUCAUUGAGGUCUAAAGGCCUUUACAAUCGUGUGCGACUGGUACUUGACACACAAGAGUACUACUACCUUGCUACGGAGUACAUGGAUUGCAAUGCAUGUAAAGGCACCUUCAUUGCAUGGGACAGCAGAAUGUUAAACCAACUAUCAGAUGGCGUUCGUGCCCGUUUCCCAGUGAUCCUGACGAGAAAAUACGCGUGUGACAAAAGUAUCGUGACACUCCUCCGAGCACGUACGUUUGGGAACAGCCCCUCUGCUCUACA
Actinia tenebrosa (Australian red waratah sea anemone) is the source of this 1054-nucleotide messenger RNA. RefSeq lists its product as uncharacterized. The record is from RefSeq and is a predicted model, not a curated record. Lineage: Eukaryota; Metazoa; Cnidaria; Anthozoa; Actiniaria; Actiniidae.